UUCUGCCUGUUUUCCGUCAGUCCGGAGUUAAAGCUGGAUCAGAAAGCAGCGUCUGAGGACGGAGGAACAUUUACUGCGUUGGUUUAACAGAUUUACAUCAUGGCCAGUUUGAACAGCCUGUUAUUUGUGGUUCUGCUGGGAAUCCACGGCGCUGCAGCAGUGACUCACUCUCUGAAGUAUUUCUACACUGCGUCCUCUCACGUCCCAAACUUCCCAGAGUUUGUGGUCGUUGGGAUGGUUGAUGAAGGUCAGAUGAUUUACUAUGACAGUAACACCAGGGAGGCAGUGCCCAAACAGGACUGGAUGAGCAAAGCCACAGGAGAUAUGCCACAGUACUGGGAGAGGGAGACUGGUAACUUAUUGGGUCACCAGCAGUCCUUCAAAGCCAACAUUGAGAUUGCAAAGCAGCGCUUCAACCAAACUGGAGGCGUCCAUAUUGUCCAGUUUAUGUACGGCUGUGAAUGGGAUGACGACACUGGAGCGGCUCGUGGUUUUAGGCAGUUUGGUUACGAUGGAGAAGACUUCAUAGUGUGGAACACAGAGACCAACACAUUUGUUGCUCCAGUACAACAAGCUGUAAUCACCCAAAACAAAUGGAACAAUGACAGAGCUGAGUUAGACUACAGGAAGAACUACCUCACUGAGGAGUGUCCUCAGUGGCUGAAGAAGUACGUGAGCUACGGGAAGAGGACUCUGCUGAGAACAGACCUCCCCUCAGUGUCUCUGCUCCAGAAGUCCCCCUCGUCUCCAAUCAGCUGCUUCGCUACAGGUUUCUACCCAGACAAAGCUGAGAUGUUCUGGAGGAAAAACGGAGAAGAGAUUCACACAGACGUGGACAAAGGAGAGAGUCUCCCCAACCCUGAUGGAACCUUCCAGAUGAGGGUCGACCUGGACCUUUCAUCAGUCACAGCUCAGGACUGGAGCAGAUAUGAAUGUGUGUUUCAACUGUCUGGAAUGAAGGACGACGUCAUCACCAAACUGGACCGAGCUGUGAUCGGAACUAAUGAAGAUUCUGCAGGUUUUCCUCUUGUACCUGUCAUCGGAGGUGUUGUUGUUGGUCUGUUGGUUCUGGCAGGCUGCAUCGCUGGAUUCAUCAUCUGGAGAAAAAGAUACAACGGGUUUGCACGUGCAGGCACAUCUGAUUCAUCAUCAUCAUCAUCAUCAGUUGAGGUUAAAGUUCCCUGUGAGGAUCAGCAGAAGAUGGUGAAAACCUGAGAGAAAUCGUUUACUGAUUUCCACAAACAAAAGAAAUAACAAGAUAAAUAAUGAGAGAUAAAGUUCUAAAUCAUAAAUUGACAUUGAACCUUUUUGAUUUAAUAUCUGCAUUCUGCCACCAUCCACACACAGGUUGUUUAAACAUAUUUCAUUGUUUGCAUUCACAUAUCAAAAGAAAGUAUCUUUUUAUCUUGGGUUGAAGGUAAAUUGUGUGGGAAUUCAGUUUAACAUAAUUUUAUGUGUCUCUUCUGUUAGAUGAUUGUAUAGUUAAACCUGUGUGGUAUCAUUGAUCUUCUCUACACAUCUCCUUUUUUCACUCAUAACUAAAUAUUAAGUAAGAUUUUCUAAAAAAAUAUGUGCAUAUAAAUCAAAACAUAUCUAUAUAAUCUAGCAGUGUGAACCAUUUAUUUGAUUGUAUAAAUUGUGAUUAAAAUGGUUCCUGUUUAUUUGUCUUUAUAAAUGUUACUUUAGAAACUGUGAUUUUCUGGGCUAUAGUAGUUAAGGGUAUUAAAGAAUUCUUAGGGUUUUAGAUAAAUAAAGUGUGUGUGAAAACUAAA
Betta splendens (Siamese fighting fish) is the source of this 1772-nucleotide messenger RNA. Its product is annotated as H-2 class I histocompatibility antigen, Q9 alpha chain-like. The record is from RefSeq and is a predicted model, not a curated record. The transcript is spliced from 8 exons. Lineage: Eukaryota; Metazoa; Chordata; Actinopteri; Anabantiformes; Osphronemidae. Gene Ontology annotation, cellular component: external side of plasma membrane. Gene Ontology annotation, biological process: immune response. The coding region runs from base 100 to 1215 and encodes 371 amino acids.